Messenger RNA from Homarus americanus (American lobster), 3376 nucleotides. RefSeq lists its product as uncharacterized. The coding region runs from base 247 to 2379 and encodes 710 amino acids. Gene Ontology annotation, cellular component: nucleus. The record is from RefSeq and is a predicted model, not a curated record. Lineage: Eukaryota; Metazoa; Arthropoda; Malacostraca; Decapoda; Nephropidae. The transcript is spliced from 8 exons.
CGCGGUUCAUGUUACUUGGGCGCCAUUGUUGGAGAAUGUCAACAAACUACUCGUGAACUCCUAAGACUAAUCAGCCAUCAAUAGUAAUAGUUACCUGGAGAUGAUGAUUUAGACAAUGCUUCCUACGUGUCUAAACUCUGAUUACGUUUAAGUGUCAACUGCUAAAUAGACGUUGUUCAAUAGUGAAAUAAUCCCCUAAAGGUGCUAUCUUCUUCGGAGCAACUAGACCCUGUGUUAUUUUACAAAAUGCCGAGAGAGGACAAGCGUGCUACCUUCUUGACAGACUUGGGAAGGGCUACCAUGAGAGGUGUACGUAGGUGUCACAAGUGUGGCACCUUGAAUGGCACCCGAGGAUUCUCUUGCAAGAACAAGUCCUGUGAUGUAAUUUUUAAGGAGGCGGGAGAAAAGAGAAAAUUAUCCACAGAAGCGUGUAGAAUAACAGCUGGUGCAGAAGCUCAGAUUUAUUCUGUGAGAGUACGAGACAAAGGCCCUGACUAUCGUGGUUUUGUUCAGCUUCCUGUGAUUCAAUCCAUGGAUGGGUCUGGGGAUAUUUUCAUUGGUGCAGAGUCUCUGGGAGAUCCAAGGAUGCUUGUGCAGAUGGGAAUAAGAUGUUAUGUGGAACCAUGUCAGCGGAAUUGUGAAAAAAUAAUGAGUCAGCCGCCAACAUUGUGUUCACACAUCCGUGCUGCGUCCCAGUGUUUUAAAGACGCUCAAUCACUAACGCUAAAAAACUCUGUUCUGAAUUCCUUGCCCAUACCACAGUCGAUCAAAUCAGACAUCUGGCAGCUUGCGACUGAUACCCCGGGCCCCCUCGUACAAAGAGUAUCCAAAAAUAUUAUGGUGGUUAAAUGUAAACCAGAGGCUCUACAUCCAUUGGGAUUUUUACACUUCAGCUUCCAGCAGGUACGUAAUAAAGAGGAAACUGAGUACAAAUACUAUUGUGGAUGUCGAGCUUUCAAGAUUCAGCCGGCCGCCCGGGAUGUUACCUUCCGGAAAUGUGUUCAUUUGUAUGCCUGUGUGGUGGCCUUUGCAAGUGAUCAUCAACUCUCUCAGGAAUUUUCCUACUAUAUUAACAUGAUUCAGAGUGAUCUUAACCCGUCUCCAAGUUUAAUAGUCAGUAACGGUGGCGGAGAUGAAAACAGUGUUAGUAUAGGAGAGAGCAGCACAGGACUAAGUACAGUAGGAGAGAGGUCAUUCCUUAUUCUGAAUGACUCUGGAGAUUCUCAGUGUCAAGUGGAGGUAGAAGUGCUGCAGGAGGACUCUACAUCAAUACUUGAGGGCAUCCCAAUCUCUCCUUCAGAUAAUCUGGUUACUCAGGAAGAAAUUGAAGGGAAACUGGAAAUUCAGUUGAGAACUCCUGAGGGCAUCCACCUGCGAACUACAGAUGGGGGCACCAUCUCUGUCCAUCAAAUUCCUGACAACCUGCCAGUGACAGGCAUUAAGAGGAGACAGGAUGAUUCAGUGGUCCAAGCCAGCUCGGCUCUCCUUACCCUCCAGGAGAGUGGCACUAAGAAGAUAUCUUCACCGAGAAGACCACUGACUGGAGCCUGUGCCAGGAAGGCCAAGGAACCAGUUGAUGAGAAUACGGCUUCAUUUAGUUUUUUGUCGUGGUUGGGAAGUGUGACAGAGAGAAUAAACCAAACGAUGCAUUUUGGCUUCAGUGGUAAACCUGAGCCUUUAGUGUUUCACAUGCCAAAAAUAUUUUUUGAUUGCCUUAUGGAGAGAAUAAAUGCAAGAUGGAAAAAGAAAAGAUUGCCUAAUCAGACACAGCCAUUUAUAAGAAAGGAUGCUGUGCCUUUAGGUAAAUUUACAAAAUACACCUGGAAAAUUAUAAGCGACCUCCACGUGCGACUGAUCUUUGAUAUUCCUGAUAUGCCAUUAGAAAUUACUCGUAGUUUCAUUCAAAACCGCGACGGAACAUACAAACUCUAUCAACAACGUGAUGAAGACUCAAUUUAUGCCAAGGGUAACCCAAACCAACCACUGUUGAGGCCACAGGAAUACAAAACUAGACUUCGUGUUGGCACAACAUCACCAGGACAAAAGGAGCCAACACCUUUCAUUAUCGAAUGGAUUCCCGAUAUUCUUCCACAGUCUUGUAUCGGAGAACUGCGUGUAAAGUUUGAGUUCGACCACCUGCACAACGGUCAACUACUCACACCAAGAGAACCUCGAGGAGCCAUGGCAGGUCAGACUAUUGCAGCAGUUCGAAGCCACGGCCCUCUCCUGGCUCCCAGACCCCAACCACAGCAGCCACAACAGUCGUCACAGACAACAACGCAGCAGAUCUCGGCAACAGAACAUAAUAUUAUUAGCAUACCCAUAACCUCAGAAGGUAUGCAGUCAGCUGAAAAUAUGGCAACAAUUCUUACUUUUUGAAGUAUAGUAUCUCUAGUCAGUUUAUUUUAUCUAAAGAGGCAGUACCUGAUGUACACAUGAUAGGGAAACAUGGUCUGUCCACAAUAAAUCUAUAUACUGUUUAUAUAUUUUUUUUAUGUAUAUAUUUAAAGUUUUGCUGCCUUUAUUGAUAUUUUUAUUAUUAAAAAGAAAUAAAAAUCAGCUCAAUAUUGUGUAGAUAUUUAGCUUGAGCAUAAUUAGUUUGUUUGCAAUAAGAGAACCUGAUUAUCAGAUGUUGGAAUAGUAUGCAGUAAGACAUCACUUUAUCGCACUAGUGCAUGCUUAAACCUGGCCAUAAAACUAGGAAUUGCACCAGUAAAAAAUGUACAGUACAGUAAAGUUCUCUUAAAAACAUAAAUAUUGAUGCCCUUCUCAUUCCUGUAGUUUGUUACUACUUAUCAUAGUAACUCAGUUUCAGUAUUUUAAGAGUCCAUUAAUGUGAAAUCUUACUGUAUAGUGUUGAUAAUUUUAUAUUUUUCCUAUGGAAAAUGAUCUAAAUAAUUUUAUUUACAUAAAUUAUGUACCGUAUAUUAACCCUUUCACUGGCCGAUGACAUUAUAUUUGUACGUAUCGUUACGCGGACUGUUAGAAGUGAGAUGUCACCCAUGACCCCGAACGCUCAUACUGCCGCAUAAAACAUUAUCUUUCUACACUCAUUUGCAGCCAUCCCAUAUCAUUUAUACAACUAUUGUUCUUUUAUCAUUUAGUCAGAUACUGUAGCUAAUCUUUAUAAUUCAGUAAAAAAAAAAGAAGAAAAAAUUUGCAUAAUUUUACCUGUAAAUGAUCAAAUAAAUUAAAAGAAUAAACUAUGCAUUUUGGGUUGCAUCAUUGGCCAGUCUACUGGUUAGAUUUGGACCAGAUGGCCAGCUGGUAAAAGGGUUAAGAGAAACCUUCUAAAGCAAUUAAAUACUGUACAGCUCUUGAGUACUGUAUAUAACUUUAGAACAAGCAAUAGUGUACAUAAUUUUUCCUUUUCUCU